AUGGAGACCGAAUCCCGGGCGCAAACAACAAAUCAGAUGCAAACAGAUUCAUUAUCUCCAUCCCCUAAUCCUGUGCCACCUGUGCCUUUGAAUAACCCAACAAGUGCCCCAAGAUACGGAACUAUGAUCCCUAACCGCAUCUUCGUAGGAGGAAUUGACUUUAAGACAAAUGAAAAUGAUUUAAGAAAAUUUUUUUCCCAGUAUGGGUCUAUAAAAGAAGUGAAGAUUGUUAAUGACAGAGCUGGAGUAUCCAAAGGGUAUGGUUUCAUCACUUUUGAAACUCAAGAAGAUGCACAAAAAAUCUUACAAGAGGCUGAAAAACUUAAUUAUAAGGAUAAGAAACAGAACAUUGGUCCAGCAAUAAGAAAACAACAGGUAGGGAUUCCUCGUUCCAGUAUAAUGCCUGCUGCUGGAACAAUGUAUUUAACCACUUCAACUGGAUAUCCUUACACUUACCAUAAUGGCGUUGCUUAUUUUCAUACUCCAGAAGUAACUUCUGUCCCACCGUCUUGGCCUUCGCGAUCCAUAUCUAGUUCUCCUGUGAUGGUAGCUCAGCCAGUUUAUCAGCAGCCCGCAUAUCACUACCAGGCCCCAGCUCAGUGUUUACCAGGGCAGUGGCAGUGGGGGGUUCCCCAGUCCCCUGCCUCUUCUGCUCUGUUCCUAUAUCUGCAGCCCUCUGAGGUUAUUUAUCAACCAGUAGAAACUGCACAAGAUGGUGGCUGUGUUCCUCCUCCACUGUCUCUGAUGGAAGCCUCCGUCCCAGAGCCGUUUUCCGACCAUGGAGUCCAAGCAGCGUCGUACCACCAGGUCUAUGCCUCCAGCGCCAUUGCUGUGCCUGCACCCGUGAUGCAGCCUGAGCCCAUUAAAACAGUGUGGAGCAUUCAUUGUUAAGACAACUGGGCAGCUCUAAUCCAGCUCAACUGAUUUUUUGUCCAUUGAUCCUUGUGUGACCAAGA
Peromyscus leucopus (white-footed mouse) is the source of this 956-nucleotide messenger RNA. Its product is annotated as protein boule-like. Gene Ontology annotation, molecular function: RNA binding; protein binding. NCBI's taxonomy places the organism in Eukaryota, Metazoa, Chordata, Mammalia, Rodentia, Cricetidae. The record is from RefSeq and is a predicted model, not a curated record.